CAAAUGCAGUCCACGCGAGCGCACGUAGGCCAUUUUCAGACUUUCAAAUUGGAACUGCGAAGAUGAUGGUUACUAUAGGACUUCUGGCGCUACUCCUCGCUUCCGGCUUCCCUGGUCUAGCAGCCGGUGAAGACUGCAGCGGUGAUUCACAAUACCUGGACAUAGACGGGAACUGUCGGUCUUGUAACGAAAAGACUUGUCCGGCGGGGCAGAAGGCAAAGCAAGAUUGUGGAUCUGGAAAGGACCUGAUCUGUGAGCCCUGUACAGACCUACCAUCGGGGAAAACCUGUGCAAAAGGAGUCGAGCGGGACUGCAUCUCUUGUAAACGUCAGCACAAGAAGACGGCUCGGGAGUGCAACGCCCACCUUGACAGCGUCUGCUUCGGAUGUCUCGACGGGUACUUUCCCAAAGCUAGAAUCCAGGGAGAAGUCGACUGCAUCCGGUGUGAUGCUGAAAAAAACAACAGAUCUGAGUGUAUGGUUCCUGAGAAUCCUGUGAUUAAAUGCGCCCCGCCGGAUCCGAAACAGUAUAAAGCAAAGCUUGAAGACGACCAGCAUUACAAAGAGUCACAACGUUGGACCGUGAUUGCGGCUGUAGCCCUUACAGCUGCUGCUGCCUUGACAGUCAUCGUGGCCAUUUCGUUAAAACGAAAACUCUGCAAACCACACGGACCCUACCACAGGGCACCAGGCCGGGAUCCCGAGGCCCCUUACACGCCAGAACGUAGGCAUCCUGCAGUUGCAGAUAGAGUAGAAAAGAGUUCGACCCUCACCGAAGAGUCUGAGGACGACCAAUGUCGAGUAGACACGAACAACAAGAAGGUCAAGUUCACUAAGGCCAGGGCAAGCUCCAAUCAGUCGGAGGAUGGACAGAAGUUACUGCAGUCCAACAAUGUCCCUGAUUCCAAGCGCCCCAAACUGAAACUCAAAAUGCCGAAGAGAUCAUCGGUGGGUGAACUAGAAGUCCGUGUAUCUGGAUCAAGAACUUCGUCACCAGUAAAAGCUGUGCCCACCCCAAAGAAGGGAACUCCGUCUCCAUUCCCAGUGAGUGACAGGGAAGAAAACGUGUUCUCCUAUCCAGCCGGCAACCAGCCAGUAAAUGUUCAACCUGAACUGCAUGUUAUUGAAGAUGCCCAGGAACCUUUUGUGGAACCUACCACAUCACAGACCUCCACACCAACAGGAUCUCUGGACCUUUCUGGGCAAACGGCCAGACUUCACAAAGACAGUCGGCCCAACCACACAGCAAAUGACUACGCAAGCAACCUGGCUUGGUGCAAAGAACGAGCGUCCUCGAUUCUGCUGGAUAACGAUUGGUUCAGCUACAACAUCCAGCAGACGUUAGCGGUAUACCUGGACAGGUUACCACCGCUCAGCUCCAUGCCGACUUGGAGGACCUUCUUCGAGCGUGGCUUCGGCCUUACGAAACUCGACCUGGACGGCGUCAACACUCAAUCUGUUCCGAGCCCAACCCUGGCCCUGUUCGCAGUACUUCAGACCCGCACUGCCAAGGACAGGCACACCGUCAAGAAGGUUUUAGAAACCCUUCACGAUUUGAUGCUUUACGACGCGGCAAACUACCUUUGCGAGGAGCUGUUAGAAUAUAAGCAAAAGCCUAAGUCAUGACCAAGCUUUUGUUAGAUAUAAGCUAAGAUCUAAGAUAUAAGGCUAAGAGCUAAGACUUCCACACCCUAGCUUCCUUUCCCUAGUUGGUGCGAUGGAUUGCUGUAAGUCCAGUGCAGAUGAAUGCCAAGCUCAUUAGUACGAGUUACUGGUGCUCCUCAGAGGUUUGCCACUGUCAGAAGGCUUAUUGGAAGUACUGCGAGUUAAGCCUAAUAUGUACAUAUGAUAUGUACUUAACUUGUACUUGUACUUGUACUUGUAUGGCAAUAAGUGCAAAGCAAGGCUACGAGUUGUGGAGACUCGAACACUCAGAAGAAAACGCGCUUGUGUAUAGUAUUACACUUUGCCUAUUCGUCGUUCAGGUUCGCUGGUGAAAUGGUAACUCUGUGGCCAAUGGAUUCAGCCUGGUCAGUGUUAGAAAUACCCAUCUGCGUUCUGCAUUUUGCAGAGAGAUUUACAAUAUUGCAGAAGAACCCUACAACCUGCAAUUUUGCAUUAUCAAAUUGAGAAGGUCGUAGUAUGGAGGAUUGUGUAUUUGCAGAAAGUGUUUCAAAAUUUUGACUCAUCUGCAAUAUUGCAGAACACUGAAAACAGUAUUUCUACCACUGCUGGCCAAUUUGAUUCUGUCUUUGCAGCCACCUAAAGAUAGAUCUGCUUGGAGAUUACAUUUUGUAUACUUUUGUUCAAGGAACUUUGUAUUGUAUACUUUUGUUGUUGGAAGUAUGGCACGCUACUGUAAAUGGUUGAUGUAGAAGGGUACAUUGUUGAGUUGUAUCUGCCAUGCUUUUAGAGAGGGGAUGGCGUACAAUGAUUUUCGGUGAAUGCUUUUCGUCUCAAACGACCGAAAAGUAAUGUCGCAUUCUGUGUAGCAUCACAGGAAAUAUGUGUUAACAUUGAAGUGACCAAAUGCACUAUGUGUGUUGCUAUUACUGCUCUUUUUGUAGCAAGGACUCUGUGAAAAGACAUGACAUGUUGGUUACCAUUCUAUGUGGAUGUUUAAUAAUUUGUUGUGUAAAUACUGCUAUCGCUACUGCAAAUACGAUGUCUUGCUUUAGUGCUUGCUAAGAAUUAUUUCUGACGAAAUCUACAUACAUGUACUAUUAUGAUGAUGAUGGUGACGACAUUGACUUUUAGACCUCUGUCUGAAUUAAAUUAUCACAA
Branchiostoma belcheri (Belcher's lancelet) is the source of this 2783-nucleotide messenger RNA. RefSeq lists its product as uncharacterized. The record is from RefSeq and is a predicted model, not a curated record. The coding region runs from base 63 to 1625 and encodes 520 amino acids. Gene Ontology annotation, cellular component: plasma membrane. NCBI's taxonomy places the organism in Eukaryota, Metazoa, Chordata, Leptocardii, Amphioxiformes, Branchiostomatidae. Gene Ontology annotation, molecular function: signaling receptor activity. The transcript has 13 exons. Gene Ontology annotation, biological process: positive regulation of JNK cascade; positive regulation of canonical NF-kappaB signal transduction.